Messenger RNA from Dicentrarchus labrax (European seabass), 1362 nucleotides. RefSeq names its product TSEN15 tRNA splicing endonuclease subunit (gene tsen15). Gene Ontology annotation, molecular function: nucleic acid binding. Lineage: Eukaryota; Metazoa; Chordata; Actinopteri; Moronidae. The transcript has 4 exons. The record is from RefSeq and is a predicted model, not a curated record. The coding region runs from base 145 to 591 and encodes 148 amino acids. Gene Ontology annotation, biological process: tRNA splicing, via endonucleolytic cleavage and ligation.
CAUUUUCCACCCGGACGAUUUACACUGUAGCACGCUGCCAAAACUUAAAAAGGACCCAUGCGGCGAAAGCAGCAGUGUGUCCUGACAUUAGUCUGUGGUUAAUGAUACAGUAUUCAGAGUAAUUAGAAAGGUUUAAUAAUUAAAAUGUCGUUAGAGUCGGGCGGAGCGGCGCCCCCGAACUGGAUCCUUCAGCACCCAGCGUAUCAGCAAAUGAAGAAUCUGGAGGUUGGGGACAGUGAACAGGUACACGGAGCCUUCCUUGCCUAUAUGGAUCUUUCUGAGGUGCGUCGCUGGAAAGAAGUGUCCUGUGUCAAGAGUCCUGAGCUGCAGAUGGUUUUACUGGAAGGGAGGGAAAAGGAAGGAGGACCCAUCCAGACAAUUCUUCCGCUGCCUGUUCACCGUUCUCUGAGCCACAAGAGCAUACGUCAUGUGCUGGACAGAGGCUUUCCCAUGCUGCUGUGUGCUGUAGCUUCUGACUCCACCCUGGUCUACCAGAGGAUGACUGAUGGGUUGGUGACACCCGACCCCCCUGUGGGACCCUUCCAGGAUGUGGGACGCCGACAGCAUCGGAAGAGACGGCAGCAGCACUGAGCAGCUGGAGUGAGAGGACACUAUGGUGUUGUUGUGAACCAAAGAUAAGCCUGUCUGUCUGUCUGUCUGUGUAAGCCGCUCCGAUAAAAAGUCAAAGGUGUACUGGCAACGUGGCAGCAGGUGCAGAUGGAUGAAGCCACAGUGCUGUUCGAGGUGCUCUCAGUAAGAAACCUCUGGCUACAAUCAACCAGUCUAGGGAGUCUAGUUCACUGGUUCUCAAACUGUUUGGCUACUUAUAACCUUUGACCCCUUGUCACUGGUCUGUGGGUCAGCAGGUCAACCAAAGAGUUUUAUUUGAAUAAUUUUCACAUGAGCUACGAGUUAAGAUUUUGCAGUAAUUGGCAACAUAAAAAGAUAUUUUUGUGUAUAAAUGCAUAAUUUAUUUCCUGCUUUCCGAACCUCCUUUCUGUCUCGUAACCCCUCAGAUUGGAGAGUUUAAGAGAAAACACACUGACAGAACACAGGCCUGUUCCCCCAAGCCUGCCAGUCUUUGUUUUAUGCUUGCUCAUAACAAGGUUGACUAAGUGCUCAGAUGUGUAAUAAAAAGUAUUUUGGGUACAUUACUACUAGGGCCUGACUUUUUUUCCCUGAUACCUAUAUUGAUAUUUGAAAGUUUAUAAAAGUGAUCAUCAUGAGAUUUCUUUUCAUCAUAAUGACAUAACAUUAACAAAUAUUUUUGAUAAGGGUCCCUAAAAUUGUGACUGUAAAUGACUCACAUACACUGUUAGUCUGUGCAUAAUAGGCUAAAUGUAAAGUUUGUCUUUAAUCCUA